Rhipicephalus sanguineus (brown dog tick) is the source of this 414-nucleotide messenger RNA. RefSeq lists its product as uncharacterized. Bases 1 to 414 code for a protein of 137 amino acids. The transcript is spliced from 2 exons. The record is from RefSeq and is a predicted model, not a curated record. Lineage: Eukaryota; Metazoa; Arthropoda; Arachnida; Ixodida; Ixodidae.
AUGUAUGACCUGAGGGUUGUUAUCCCGUCCCCCUUUCGGGUACCCGUGCUCGAAGAACUGCACCUAGGCCAUCCCGGUAUUGUGCGGAGUAAGGAGUUAGCUCGCAGCUACGUGUGGUGGCCAGGCUCACCCAAGUGGGUUCGUGGAACUGUGCUAAAGAAGACUGGACCAGUCUCAUAUAAUGUCACAGUAACUACACCCCAAGGCAAGCUCAUCUGGCGCCGACAUCUCGACCAGCUGCUGGCAGGCGCGGGCACUGUGGCGACACUAAGGGCAUCCGACCGAGACCUCACGGAGGGGUUCCUGGCCCUCCCUGAAAGCCAGGCUGGUGACCAGACAACGUCAGAAGAGCUGGUGCCCGUGGAGUCUGGACCUCCAGCGCCCGCUCCUCCAUCGGAGACACCAGUACCGUAA